Molecule: messenger RNA, 718 nt
Organism: Bacillus rossius redtenbacheri
Lineage: Eukaryota; Metazoa; Arthropoda; Insecta; Phasmatodea; Bacillidae
Product: cuticle protein 67-like
Exons: 2
Coding region: 33-509 (158 amino acids)
Source: RefSeq, a predicted model, not a curated record
GGUCGCUCCGCCAACCACCGACAACCCUCAACAUGUACAAGUUCAUCGUCCUCGCCGUCGUCGUGGCCGUGGCUAAGGCCGGCUACCUGGGCGCCCCCGCCGUGGCUGCCUACGGCGCACCCGCCUACGGCUACGGUGGCUACGCCGCCCCCACCUACGGCUACGCCGGCUCCGCCUACGGCUACGGCGGCUACGCUUCUCCCGCCAUCACCUCCCAGCACUCCAACAUCCUGAGGACGCCCGGCAACCUGGGACAGGUGUCCACCUACUCCAAGACCAUCGACACGCCCUACUCCAGCGUCUCCAAGUCCGACGUGCGCGUCAGCAAUGAUGCCCUGGCCUACGGCGCCGCCUACCACGCGCCCGCCUACGCUUCCUACGCCGCCCCCGCCUACGCCCGCAGCUACGCCGCCCCCGCAGCCUACGCCGCCCACGGUCUGGCUUACACUCCCGCCGCCGUCGCUUCUCACGUGUCUUUCUCCGGUCUUGGAGCUUACUACGGCUGGUAGACACUCCUCACGGAGUCUUCCUCACCUGCAGGCUGCGUCGCUGACGAGUCCUGGAGUGCUUCAAGCCCUUCUCCUCACUUCCUGUCUCUUCCCCUUCUCAUGCAAACUGUUUAGACUUUAUUACUGAGCGAACUGAACUGAACAGACUGAGCAAUGUGAACCUUUUGUACAUAAUAUUUAUUAAAUAAAUAAAUACUAUUUAAAACUAA